AUGUCGUUUGUAACAAAAGCUUGGAAUAAGCUUAAUUGGAGACGUAAAGCUGCUGUCUUUUGGUGUCUUCGUUCUUUUCCUGAUUCUGACCUUGCUGCUGCUACUGAAGGACAGCUUGUUAAAAUUACUGGGAGGUUCUCCACAGACUUCUACAUAACUGAUCGAAAGUCUGGUAUCAGAGCCAUGGUAAAAGCUGGUUCAGGUUGUAAAGUUGUUCCCUUGAUUGUUGAGAGCAAACUUGUGACUACAAGGCAAUGCAGAACCCUAUCUUCUCACUUGAGGAAAUGGUUGCAAGAAAGAAACCUGUCAGCCGAGGCCCGCCUACUACGUUUGGAAGAAGGGUACGUACAAGAAGGCAGCUUUGUUACCGUGAUUGGUGUUUUGCGUAGAAAUAAUGAUAUUUCGAUGAUUGUUCAGCCACAAGAGCUUUUCUCCACAGGAUGCCUGUGGCAAAAGCUUUUACUCCCUGUGGAUGUUGAUGGGCUAAUCCUGGGGUUCCCAGAUACUGCUGGCCCUAACAUGAACCCAGGUUACACACAACACUUGGAACAAUAA
Molecule: messenger RNA, 555 nt
Organism: Populus nigra (black poplar)
Lineage: Eukaryota; Viridiplantae; Streptophyta; Magnoliopsida; Malpighiales; Salicaceae
Exons: 4
Coding region: 1-555 (184 amino acids)
Source: RefSeq, a predicted model, not a curated record